Molecule: messenger RNA, 1145 nt
Organism: Myripristis murdjan (pinecone soldierfish)
Lineage: Eukaryota; Metazoa; Chordata; Actinopteri; Holocentriformes; Holocentridae
Gene: plaat1l.1
Product: phospholipase A and acyltransferase 2
Exons: 4
Coding region: 210-764 (184 amino acids)
Biological process (GO): N-acylphosphatidylethanolamine metabolic process
Cellular component (GO): cytoplasm
Molecular function (GO): A2-type glycerophospholipase activity; glycerophospholipid phospholipase A1 activity
Source: RefSeq, a predicted model, not a curated record
GUGUUAAACUUGUUUGUUAAUAUGUUGUCAUUCUUGUAUGAUGAAGCAUCUUGAAAUUAGUGUGUGAGCUAGUUGUUGGAUCAGGUGUUUCGCUUUCAUCUGAAGUCGUCGAAAACCACCAUCUGCACAAACCUGAUUUUCACUCAACACGCCCUAUAGGGUGGACUAUCUUAUGUGCAAUACAGACACCGACUUGCCAGUACUCCACUAUGGAUUAUCAGGAGCAGAUUGAUGAAAUUGUGUCCACUGCCAAGUUUGGGGAUUUGAUUGAAUUCUCCUACCCCAUUGGAUACUCACACUGGGGGGUUUAUGAUGACGACGGACAUGUAAUCCAUUUUGCUGUUGCAGACGAGUCCAGUCUCAUGAGCAAUGUCCGCUCCUGCCUGCAAUCGGUGUUCCGCGCCUGCGGAGACCUGCUGCUCGGGGAGACCAAGAUCCGCAGGAUGCCCAUCUCCGAGGUGACUGUCCCAGAUGGAGCCCAUGUCCUCGUCAGCAACAACCGCCAUGCCUGCAAGCCAUCAGCCCCGGGAGACAUGAGGGAGCGCCGCGACGCCCUCCUGAACGAGCAGUUCCCUUACCGGCUCUUCACUUUCAACUGCGAGCACUUCGCCACGUUUGUCCGAUAUGGACAAGCCGUGUGCAACCAGAUUCCAGGAAAAAACAAAAACCAGGAGUGUGAGGAGGCGACAAAGAUCUUUGAAGACAUUGUCAUCGCCAAAGGAAUCACCCACGACCUCUUUAACUGGACCCCUGGCCAAAAUUAAACACCUCCAGGACAAAUAACUCAUCAAGUGAAAUGAAACUGAACUUGUGUCUCAGUUGCCUUCCCUGAAACAAAAUCAUGAUGUUGUGUGUGCAUGCCACAUUCGGGACUCCCUCCUUCAUCCAGCCCGUUUUUGUGACUGCGGCUGGGAUGUCCCUGUCUGUUUAUUUGGUUUCAUGUGCUUCAGUUUUACAAAUCUCAGGCUUCAUUCUCGCUGAUGGACUGAAGACUGCACAUCACAAGGAGGUUGGAAAUAAUGAAUGUGUAUUUGAUAAGGUUUUGUUUACUGAAAAACACUAUAGCUUACACCUUUAUAAUGUACCUUGUCCAGUUGAUUUUACAAGAAUAUAGUCAACUGUACCAAAGCAUAAUAAAAACUAGA